AUGGAGAUUCGGCGGCGCGUCGCGAGCGCGUUCGUCGCGGACGAGUCGGGCGAGAUGACCCCGCGGGCCCGGCGAGACAGCGCGCCCCGGAGCCGGUCGGGCUCGGAGGCGCCGACGCCCCUCCAGGAGGCCGAGCAGCUGCAGUCGCGCAACAACGAGAUCGCAGAGAUGCUCGAGCGCAACGAGAUCACGCCACUCCUCGCCACGAGCAACGAGCGCUGCGAUAUGUGCAACGGCCUCUGGACAGAUGAGAGCUCGUCGUCGCUCUUCCGGUUCCAUCCCAGCGGGAUUGUCUGCGAUCAAAGCUGUCUCCUCUUUGCAGCGCGCUUCAUCUCGAACCACCCGAUGAUCCAGACGCGCGACGAUUACCUCGCGUUCCGGAAGGACAUGGAGCUCAACCAGUCGGGCGUGUUCAAGAUCACGGCCGAGAAAGCGGUCGACCUCCCGAGCGUGCGCUGGCUCGGCCGCCAGGACCCGUAUGUUCGUCUCGCCUUGCUUCCGUGGAACGAGCCGGUGCAGACAAAAGCCGCUUUGAGCGGCGGCAAGAACCCGACGUGGCGCGAAGACCAUGCAAAUGAAAUGCGUCUGCAGCACCGCUGCACGAGCUCCAACAACCCCGUCCCGACGCUCGAAGUCCAGCUCUGGAGCGAGAGCUACCUGGGCGACGACCUCAUUGCGAGCUGCCUCCUCUCGACGCUGCCGCUCUUGCAGCACCCCAACGUCCACUUCUCGCGCUGGUUUACUGUCACAUCGACGACGAUCGCACCGCCGACAGCCAACGGCGCGCCACCCGUCAAAGCGCGCAUCUCGUUUGGCAUGGUGUUUGAGCCGCAGACCAAGCCGUCGCUGACGCACCGGUCGUCCUCGCUCUCGCUCGACACGAAGGGCGCCCACAAGUUCCGCGUGCACACGAUCAAGUCGGUUGGCGUCCGACUCCUUACGUGCGUCGUCUGUGAGCGCGUCAUUAUGAGCAGCGUCAAGGGCUCGCCUGGCUACCGCUGCGAAGACUGCCACGUUGAUGUCCACAAGACGUGCAUGAUGAGUGCCAACACCAACGUUCCGUGCGGCACGGCGCUUCACGAGAAGGACGCUCGGAUCCCGACCAUGGCAUCGUCCCCCACGGGUCAGUUUGCGUCGUCGUCGCCGGCCCACAAGCGCCGAUCGACGUCGACGGGGUACCGCAUGCUCGAACCGUCAUCGACAACGACAGCGCCGACCUUUGGGAAGCUCUACGUGCACCUCAAGGGCAUCCACCUCUGCUCAAAAGACUGCCAAAGCGACAAGCAUGCGGUCAAUGUGUUUGAAGGCGACACGUACUGCCGCAUGAGCUUUGACGGUCUCGUGCGCGAAACCAACGAGGUCUACAAGACCGCAGACCCGGUCUUUGACGACAAGGUGUGCAUUGUGGUGACGAACCGCGACGCAUUCUUCCGACUCGAGACGAUCGACCUCAACACGAACGCCGUCAUUGGCGAAAUGAAGGUGCUCCUUUUCGAGCUGCUGCAGGCCGACGCCGACCGCGCGCUCGCGUCAACGCCGUGGCUCCAGCCCCUUAAGCAGCUCGCCACCUCGGUUCUGCCGCCCGACCCGCACGUGCAGCUGUACGCUACGCGCAUGGACCUCGAGACGUACCCGCUGCUCCAGCGCAUCAAGGAAAAGACCGCGUCGUGGGCCGAGAAGACCAAGCUUCUCUUGUACGUCCCGAAGCAAAAGGUACUGCUCCAAGGCCGGGAAGAGAAGGAGUUUGCGAUCGAGACGCUCAAGCUCAACAUUGACCGGCUCAAUCACGUCAUCAACUCGCUGCAGUGGCUCGAACAAGAGUACCUCGCACUCAUUUGCUGGAAAGACCCCGUCACGUCUGGCCUCGUGCUCUUUGGGUUUUGCGCCAUUUGUCUCCGCGUCGACGCCGAGUACGCGCCGGCUAUGGUCUUCAUCCUGCUCCUCGCGUACAUGGUCCACACGCUUUUGGCGCGGCUCACGGGGCAGUACGUGCAGGCGUGGGUGGCCCAUGACGACCCGGACGUCAUCGAGCGCACGCGUCUUUAUCGUCCAAUCGCACAUCUCUGGGUCGCGGUCGUCGAAGCGACGUUUGGCCCGGCGUUUUUAGCCCAGAAAGCACGCAAGGAAAACAUGUACACGUUCCUCAAGGUGGUCUACGAGCCCAAAGACGCCGACCAAGAGGACACGACAGGGCUCAUGGCGUCGGGCGCCGAGAGCUACUUUGUCGGACGCACGCACAUUGUGCGAACGUGCGCGCGUCCAAUUUGGCGCAGCGUCGCCAACAUCGUGUCGCACAUUUCGUCGACGACGCCGACGAAUCAAAAGAGCGUCUUCAAGAAGGAGCACGUCUUCCGGAACGUCCAUGCGUCGUGGCCCCAUGCGGCGGGGGUGGACCACCACACGCUUGUGUACCCCCUCCUCCAGCCCGCCAAGACGUUUGACAAUGGUCGCCAGCUGCUCGUGCCGUGGGCGUCGUUUCCGGGCGAUGUGACGUUCGAGGUGUACAACUACUCGGAGGACCAGCCGCAGAUCGAGACACUCGUGGGCCGCGUCCGCAUUCCGAUUGCGACGUUGGCGAGUGCGGACGACACGACGAUCACGCUACCGAUGACCAGUCCCGAGAACGAGCCGCUCGACGAGUGCUCGCUGACCGUGCGACUGCAGCUUCGACUACCCGUGACAAAGCCCACCGACGGUGCGUGCAGCAGCGUUGUUGGCACGCUUGGCGAGCGCAAAAUGUCGCAAUUUCUCCUCGAGGCGCUGCACGAGAAGGACAAGGCGUCGUCGACGCUCGGGACCGUUCUCUUUGGCGCGUUUUACAAGGCCAAAGACACGACCAAGACGGUCCAAAACGCGAUCGGUCGGCUCUGUGCGACGGUUGUGUGCACGCAAAACCUCUUCAACUGGACGCACCCGUGGAAGACCGCUGCGGUCUUUCUGCUCUGCGUCGCGGGGGCCAUUCUCUUUUCGAUCGUACCGGCGCGCUACCUCAUCUUGGCCAGCGGUCUCCUCGAGUUUGGCGCGGGCCUGCGCAAGGAUCGACCACCAAGUAACACGGCGCGCAACAUUCUCUGGAACUUUAUCUCGUCCAUGCCGACCGACAUUGACUUGAUGCAGGCGUACUCGACGGAGCGCGGUAUCUACGCCACCAAGCGGGCCAUAGACGAAGCGACGCAGCUGGAAGUAUGUAAGAAGAUCAAGUUUCAUGCCCUAUGGAUGGGUCCGAUCUUGACACGCGGUGAGAACGACCGGGUGUGGAAGACCAUCUGCCUCGUGUACCGGUACCACCGGUUUGUGUUUUGGAAGUCGGUUGAAGAGGCCGAGUCGGGGCACCCACCGUUUGGUCAGCUCAUCGUCGACCGUAUCGAAGACAUCAAGGAGAUUCCAGACCUCAUGGCCCGCAAGUCGGACGACCCACGGUUCAUUUUCUACGUCUUGGGCGACACGGGCGAGGCCUACCAAGACAAGCGCUUUUUUGGCUUCAACACGAUGGAACAGCGCGACGCAUUGCUGGGUACGAUCAAGGCCCAUGGCUAA
Molecule: messenger RNA, 3537 nt
Organism: Saprolegnia parasitica CBS 223.65
Lineage: Eukaryota; Oomycota; Saprolegniomycetes; Saprolegniales; Saprolegniaceae
Exons: 12
Coding region: 1-3537 (1178 amino acids)
Source: RefSeq, a predicted model, not a curated record